Messenger RNA from Histoplasma mississippiense, 1266 nucleotides. RefSeq lists its product with no specific name. Gene Ontology annotation, cellular component: nuclear pore central transport channel; nuclear pore. Bases 1 to 1266 code for a protein of 421 amino acids. NCBI's taxonomy places the organism in Eukaryota, Fungi, Ascomycota, Eurotiomycetes, Onygenales, Ajellomycetaceae. Gene Ontology annotation, biological process: protein localization to nuclear inner membrane; NLS-bearing protein import into nucleus; nuclear pore organization. The record is from RefSeq and is a predicted model, not a curated record. Gene Ontology annotation, molecular function: structural constituent of nuclear pore. The transcript is spliced from 3 exons.
AUGUCUCUUUUUGGGCAGCAAGCCGCUCAGCAGCCCCAGUCGACGGGGCUGUUUGGCCAGCAGACCGGAAGUCUAUUCGGAGCACCACAGCAAGCGAAGCCCCUCUUUGGCUCUCUCGCCCAACAGCAGCAGCAACAACCUCAACAGCAGACCGGGAGUCUCUUUGGAGCAAGCACUCAGCAGCAGCAGCAGCAACCGCAGCAACAGCCAGGGAGCUUGUUUGGCGGUGUCCAACAAAACCAACAGAAACCAGGCGGGCUAUUCGCUGGACUUGGGUCCAACACUCAAACGCAAACGCAACAAGGGGGCAAUUUGUUCGCCGGACUUGGGUCUACUUCUACUACACAGCAACCCCAAUCAACGGGAGGUGGCCUUUUCGGAGGUUCUUCAACGCAACAGCAGCAGCCUCAGCAACAGCCAUCAGGCGGCAGCAUGUUCUCGGCAUUUGGCCAGAAUAUCCAGCAACAGCAACCACAGACACAGCAGGGUAGUGGACUCUUUGCAGGGGUUGGAGCAAGCACUCAGCCGCCACAACAGCCUUUCGGAGCUACACUUAGCGCUGGGCAGCAGCAUCAACAACCACUCGGACAAUCUCAACAAAACGGAGCGACGUUGUGGACACCGGGACAAGGAAUGACUGGCGGCCGACAAGAUGACGAAACAAAAUGGGAGGAAGCGCUGCGGAAAAGACCUGGUCCGGGUUACGUGCCUGUGCUCGUCCAGGGGUUUUGGGAGCUGGGAAAACGAGCACAGCGACAGCGGGAUUUCCUCGCCAUGAUGCAAGUCCGCCUACAUGAAAUCAAUAACGCUCUCACAGAGCUCCUCUCGCGUCACGACCUGAAAAUUUCGGUUAAGAUUGCCGCCUGCCGACGAAAACAUACAGUCCUCAGUCAGAGAUGUCUUGCCCUUGCGGCGAAAACGCAGAUAUUGAGGAAUCGCGGGUACGCUAUGGAUGAGACCGAGGAGGAGUUGCAGAAGAAGCUUCACCAACUAGAGCGCUCCGUGUUCGACCCCUCCCUCAAUGGCCGCACGGAGGAAAUCUGGGCCAGAAUGUUGGCUAUCCGGGAACAGUCGAAGCGCCUGCAGCUGGAAGUGGAGAAAACUGGCCAAGAGUCUAACCAACAAGCCGACGAUGAAUUGGAUGAGAGUGCCCUGAAGACGGCUAAGAAGAUUCUGGAAAGCUAUGCUGCACAGAUCCAGCAUUUGAAUAAGGAGCUUGCCGCUGCGCAGAGGGAUUUUGAAACAAUACACGGAUCUUCGACAUGA